CACACCCAGCCCGGGGCGCGGUCUGAGUCGCCGCCGCACCUGUCACCGCUCGACGCCCUUCUGGGCGACUCCGACCGGUCCUGCCGCUUAGUGCGUGUGGGAUGCUGGAGACAGCGGAACUAGAGAAACGGAAACGAGGUCGUGUACGCAAGGCGGGUGUCACUCAGAAACGCAGAGCGAAGGCGGGGUCCUGACCGGAGCGCCUGCCUCUGGUGGGUGGGCUCUAAAGCGGUUGCCUCGGGCCUCUUGUCCUGUCUCUUUCGGAUUUUCUGCGUUGGUGCAGAACUUCAUAAUGAGAAAAGAAAGACGGGCUGCAGCAGCUCCAUUUGAAGGAGAAAUGAAAAGGCGUAUCAUGUACAACGGGAAUUUUUUGAGACAGAGCACUUAGGGGGAAUCCUCGUGGAUUCGCGUGUUAUUCUGAAAGCACGUGGGAAUGGGGUAAGAGAAGUUUAGGGAGACGGUGGGUCUUUUCCACAUCUUUGAGAAGUGGAAGCUCGACAGCUGAAGUCAAGGGAACCCGUUCUUAUUGACCCUGACGUUUGCCAGACGAUCACCAGAAUUCCCUUCUCCGUGACCAGGAUGUCGGUGGAGUGGGGCUUGAAGGCGGGUUUGCGUGGUAUCCGGGCACCUGUGCCCUGUCCGUUGUGCCUGAGCGGAGGGGGACCUGUGCCUCUGCCCUCGCCCCUUUGUUUCCUACGGCUGCUAAAUGAUAGGAAAUGGGAUCUCGGACGCUACAGACAGUAGAGACUUUUGAGGGGCGUCAUAGGAUGUGUGCUGGGGCCUCAGCUGGGGGUGGCGAGCUGUGUGCUGUCCCUGUGCCUCCAUGUCCUCACUGAGGCAUCCCGGCACAGCUGCCCCACCAGCAUGGCCAGGGAGUGUGAGGGCUUCUCUGGAAAUGAGAAGGAGGCUCUGUCGGGGCAGAGAAGUGCCUUGGACUGGCAUCUCAUAUGCUAAGUGGUCUGGGGUCCACACAGCGACACUGCCAUACGUUCCCGUGUCGUCCCUGGGCACGCCCCUGCACCGCUUAGAGGACGUGCUCCGUGUUGAGUUCUGAGGGUUUGCCUUUCCGAUGAAGGAGUCGAUAAUCCUCGUUCUCUUGGGCGUCGUGGUUUCGUGGUCUCAGACUCUCUCCUAUAUUUCCAUCAUGAACACUAACCGCGGGUUUUAUACCGGACACUUCCAUCUUCCGAACCUGUCUCCCAUCCUGUCUUUUCCCCCCGCAUGCACACAGGGCACCUCUGGUAUGACAGGCCCGGAGACCCCGCCCACUUUCUAGCCAUGGAGGAGACCGGCCGGGAGGCUGUGGCGACCGCGGUGCAGAGGGUGGCCGGGAUGCUCCAGCGGCCGGACCAGCUGGACAAAGUGGAGCAGUAUCGCAGGCGAGAGGCCCGGAAGAAGGCCUCCGUGGAGGCCAGACUGAAGGCCGCGAUCCAGUCGCAGUUGGAUGGGGUGCGCGCGGGCCUGAGCCAGCUGCACAGCGCGCUGAACGACGUGAAAGAUGUCCAGCAGUCCCUGGCCGACGUCAGCCAGGACUGGCGGCGGAGCAUCAAUACCAUCGAGAGCCUCCGGGACGUGAAGGACGCCGUGGUGCGGCACAGCCAGCUGGCCGCUGCCGUGGAGAACCUCAAGAACAUCUUCUCAGUGCCUGAGAUUGUGAGGGACACGCAGGACCUCAUAGAGCAGGGAGCGCUCCUGCAGGCCCACCGGAAGCUGAUGGACCUGGAGUGCUCCCGGGACGGGCUGAUGUGUGAGCAGUACCGCAUGGACAGCAGGAACACCCGCGACAUGACCCUCAUCCACAGCUACUUCGGGAGCACGCAGGCUCUCUCUGACGAGCUGGCCAAGCAGCUAUGGAUGGUCCUGCAGAGGUCGCUGGUCACCGUCCGCCGUGACCCCACCUUGCUGGUGUCCGUUGUCAGGAUCAUCGAAAGGGAAGAAAAGAUUGACAGGCGCAUACUCGACCGAAAAAAGCAGACUGGCUUCGUUCCUCCCGGGAGGCCCAAGAGUUGGAAGGAGAAGAUGUUUGCCGUCUUGGACAGAACCGUGACCACCAGAAUCGAGGGCACACAGGCAGACACCAGGGAGUCCGACAAGAUGUGGCUCGUCCGCCACCUGGAGAUCAUAAGGAAGUAUGUCCUGGAUGACCUCGUCGUUGCCAAGACCCUGAUGGCACAGUGUUUUCCUCCGCAUUAUGAGAUUUUCAGGAACCUCCUGAGCAUGUACCACCAGGCGCUGAGCACGCGGAUGCAGGAGCUUGCCUCGGAAGACCUGGAAGCGAAUGAGAUUGUGAGCCUGCUGACGUGGGUCCUGAACACCUACACGAGCGCAGAGAUGAUGGGGAACAUGGAGCUGGCCCCAGAAGUGGACGUCAGCGCCCUGGAGCCUUUGCUGUCUCCACACGUGGUCUCUGAGCUGCUGGACACGUACAUGUCGACUCUCACUUCGAACAUCAUUGCCUGGCUGCGGAAAGCUCUAGAAACAGACAAGAAAGACUGGGUAAAAGAGACGGAGCCAGAAGCCGACCAAGACGGGUACUACCAGACGACGCUCCCGGCCAUCGUCUUCCAGAUGUUCGAACAGAAUCUUCAAGUUGCUGCUCAGAUAAGUGAAGAUUUGAAAACAAAGGUGCUCGUUUUGUGUCUUCAGCAAAUGAAUUCUUUCUUAAGUAGGUACAGAGACGAAGCCCAGCUGUACAAGGAGGAGCACCUGAGGGACCGGCAGCGCCCACACUGCUACGUGCAGUACAUGGUCGCCAUCAUCAACAACUGCCAGACCUUCAAAGAAUCCAUCGUCAGUUUAAAGCGGAAGUAUUUAAGAAGCGCAGGCGAAGACGGCGUGUCCGUGAGCCAGCCGAGCAUGGACGGCGUCCUGGAUGCCAUCGCCGACGAGGGCUGCCGCAGCCUGCUGGAGGAGGUCUUCCUGGACCUGGAGCAACAUCUCAGUGAGCUGAUGACAAAAAAGUGGCUGUCGGGAUCGAAGGCUGUAGACAUCAUCUGCGUCACCGUGGAAGACUAUUUCAAUGAUUUUGCCAAAAUCAAAAAGCCAUAUAAAAAGAGGCUGACGGCCGAGGCGCACCGGCGCGUGGUGGUGGAGUACCUGCGGGCCGUCAUGGCGAAGCGCAUCUCCUUCCGGAGCCCCGAGGAGCGCAAGGAGGGCGCCGAGCGGAUGGUCAGGGAGGCUGAGCAGCUCCGCUUCCUGUUCCGGAAGCUGGCUUCCGGGCUCGGCGAAGAGGCGGAUGGGUACUGCGACACGAUCACGGCCGUCGCAGAGGUGAUAAAGCUGACGGACCCGUCCCUGCUGUACCUGGAGGUCUCGACUCUGGUCAGCAAGUACCCGGACAUCAGGGACGAGCACAUCGGCGCGCUGCUUGCCAUGCGAGGGGACGCCAGUCGGGACAUGAAGCAGACCAUCAUCGAGACGCUGGAGCAGGGCACCACACAGGCGAGUCCGAACUACGUGCCCAUCUUCAGGGACAUUACGGUCCACAGUCUGAACGUCACCAAGCUCCUCAAAUAA
Molecule: messenger RNA, 3516 nt
Organism: Pteropus alecto (black flying fox)
Lineage: Eukaryota; Metazoa; Chordata; Mammalia; Chiroptera; Pteropodidae
Gene: EXOC3
Product: exocyst complex component 3
Exons: 12
Coding region: 1222-3516 (764 amino acids)
Biological process (GO): exocyst localization; exocytosis
Cellular component (GO): exocyst
Molecular function (GO): SNARE binding
Source: RefSeq, a predicted model, not a curated record